AUGAAUGGCCAUUCGGUGGUUACCUCGCGACUCUACGAUCCAGAGUCUCCGCAGCUCGCCGAGUUUCAACAGAUUUGCUCGCGCACGGUAGACCCAUCCGUCUAUCCGCUCGCUUGCGCGGUCGAGCACAAUGUCCCCAUCUACGACAUCACAGCCCUGGAGGCACACACCGUGACGGCUGAGACCAUCUCGCACCUGCAGGAUGAAUGGCACCACAUCCUCCACAAGGGGCCCGGAGUCUACGUGCUGCGAGACAUGUACGCUCCCGCGCGGUAUGGCGACGUGCUCUCGGCCACCAACGAGGCCUUUGAUCGGAUCAUAGCCAAGGAGCGACAGCAGUCGACUUCCUCCAAAGGCGACCACUUCGCCGCCAGCGGGAGCAACGACCGCAUCUGGAAUGCCUUCUCCAAGCACGCGCUGGACGACCCGGCCUCCUUCGUGGACUACUAUGCCAACCCCUGGCUGGCGGCCGUCUGUGCCAGCUGGCUGGGCCCGGGGUAUCGAGUCACGGCCCAAGUGAACGCCGUGCAUCCGGGCGGUGCGGCCCAGGAGAGUCAUCGCGACUACCACCUGGGGUUCCAGGAGGCGGAUGGCUGCGCGCGGUUCCCGGCGCCCACGCAGCUGGCAUCCCAGUUCCUGACGCUGCAGGGAGCCGUCGCCCACACCGAGAUGCCCGUCGCCAGCGGACCUACUCGUUUCCUGCCCUUCAGCCAGAGAUACGACCCGGGGUAUCUGGCGUACCGACGCCCUGAGUUUCGCGCCUUCUUCCAGGAUCACUACGUCGCGCUGCCGUUGCGUCUGGGCGAUGGUGUCUUCUUUAACCCGGCGUUGUUCCAUGCCGCCGGUGCCAACGAGAUGGACGCGGCUGCGGGGGGAUUCCGACGAGUCGCCAAUCUCCUGCAGGUGAGCAGUGCCUUCGGGAAGCCCAUGGAGAUGGUGGAUUCGGUGCCUCUGGUCGACCGCUGCUGGGAGCUGCUGGUGCAGCGGUACCACGCCGCUGGGAAACAGCUGGCGGACCCUGACCUUGACCCUGUGCGGUCGUCACUCGCGGCGCGCGAGAUCAGGGCGUUCAUUCAAGCUGUCGCGGAAGGGUAUCCAUUCCCAACGAAUCUGGACCGUCGAACUCCUGCACCGAGUGGCAUGGCCCCCGAGAGUGAGCAGGAUAUUGUUGUUCGAGGACUCGAGACCGGGUGGAGUCGCGCUGAGGUGGUCGCCGCGCUGCAGCAGAUGCAUCAGGACUCGCGGCCGUAA
Penicillium alfredii is the source of this 1251-nucleotide messenger RNA. Its product is annotated as phytanoyl-CoA dioxygenase family protein. The record is from RefSeq and is a predicted model, not a curated record. Gene Ontology annotation, biological process: fatty acid alpha-oxidation. The coding region runs from base 1 to 1251 and encodes 416 amino acids. Gene Ontology annotation, molecular function: phytanoyl-CoA dioxygenase activity. The transcript has a single exon. Lineage: Eukaryota; Fungi; Ascomycota; Eurotiomycetes; Eurotiales; Aspergillaceae.